AUGAACCCACUGUUAAUCACCUUCCUCCUCUGCCUCCUCCCCUGUUUUCCAGCCAAAGACACCAUAAACUUCGACGAAUCUGUUGCAGACGGUGAAGUGAUCGUCUCCGGAGGAGAAAACUUCAGCCUCGGGUUCUUCAGCCCUGGCGUGUCCAGCAGCAAUCGCUACCUUGGAAUUUGGUACACCAAAGUCUCCGUACAGACGAUUGUUUGGGUCGCCAACAGAGACAAUCCGAUCAACGACACCUCCGGAGUUCUCUCAUUCGACAGUCAUGGGCACAACCUCGUCCUCCGAUGUUGCCCAGGAAAGAACACUACGGCUAUGACUGCUAAUACAACUCCUCUGUGGUCUACGAACAUCUCUGCUUCCUCGUCACUAGUAUUAGGUAACAAGUCAAUGGCUCGUCUAUCAGACUUGGGAAAUCUGGUCGUUCUGCUUCACCAAGAACCCACAAAGAAUUCAGAUGAAAACGACCUGGUGUGGUGGGAGAGUUUUGAUCAUCCCACAGACACCGUGCUUCCAUUUAUGAGGUUUGGAUUAGACCGGAAUACCGGAAUGAACAACGUAGUUGUUCCAUGGAAGUCCCCUGCUGAUCCUGCAGCAGGGGACUCCUCGUAUUAUCUGGACCCGAACGGGUCCCCUGAGUUGAUGUUGUAUAGAGGUAGGACUAAAUGGUGGCGGGGUGGCAUGUGGAAUGGCAUACGGUGGAGCGGGAUCCCAAACAUGUCGUAUCGUUUCAUUUUCAACUCAACCUACGUCAGCAACGAAGCGAGUCGACCAUCAUCUAUGGAGUCAUCUGAUCUCACCAUCGUAUCGAGGAUCUACGUGGACUCGUCAGGAUACUUGAGGAGAGCCACGUGGAACGAUCGGCGCGGUCGCUGGAACGAGUUCUGGUAUGUGCCCAAGGAACCGUGUGACUAUUAUGGACGAUGUGGGCCGAACGGGAACUGUGACCCUUACAGAGGUGCAGGGGAGUUCGAGUGCAGUUGCAUUCCGGGGUUCGAGCCCAAGAUCACGACCGACUGGUCGAUGAAUGACGGUUCCGGUGGGUGUGCCAGGAAGAAGCGGUCAGAGACUGCUUCGAGCUGCGGGAAUGGCAAAGAGUUUGUAACGCUGAAAAAUGCUAAAGUUCCUGAUACUACAAUCAGGGGACAACUGCAAGUUGGUAUGGAUUUGAAUAUGUGCAGACAAGAGUGUCUGGGGAAUUGUUCAUGUACGGCUUACACGAGUUCUAAUUUGAGUAGUGGGAUUGGAUGUGUGAUGUGGCAUGGAGAUUUGUUAGAUACGAGAAUGUUUGCCAAUGGUGGUCAAGACUUUGACAUAAUAACUGCCACCGCGAAUUUCUCCUCAGACAACAAACUUGGACAAGGCGGGUUUGGCUCUGUUUACAAGGUGUGGGACCUGUGGAAAGAAGGAAGAGCAUUGGAGAUGAUGGAUUCAUCAUCAAUGGCCUUGGAAUCACACUUUGAUCAAGUGAUGAGAUGUAUUCAUAUAGGUCUUUUAUGUGUUCAAGAAUCUCCAGCAGACAGGCCGACCAUGUUAAAUGUUGUCUUCAUGCUAGGAAAUGCAACUAGUGCUCUUUCAUCUGCCAAGAAGCCAGCAUUCAUUCUCAAAAUGAACUCUAUCGAUUCAAACUCGUCAGUUACUGCAGUUCGACCAGAAAUCCCUUCCAUGAAUAACAUGUCGAUGAGUGAUUUGGAAGCUCGAUGAUCGAUGCUUGAAACUCAAUGGAUCUCUCAUAUCUUGCUAUACAUUUCAUGUCGUUCAACAAC
Molecule: messenger RNA, 1772 nt
Organism: Linum tenue
Lineage: Eukaryota; Viridiplantae; Streptophyta; Magnoliopsida; Malpighiales; Linaceae
Source: the annotation of a GenBank genome assembly